Molecule: messenger RNA, 722 nt
Organism: Gossypium arboreum
Lineage: Eukaryota; Viridiplantae; Streptophyta; Magnoliopsida; Malvales; Malvaceae
Product: 40S ribosomal protein S15a-1
Exons: 4
Coding region: 177-569 (130 amino acids)
Biological process (GO): translation
Cellular component (GO): cytosolic small ribosomal subunit; ribosome
Molecular function (GO): structural constituent of ribosome
Source: RefSeq, a predicted model, not a curated record
UGGGCCUUCGUAUAUCAAAGGCCGACGUAAAUCCCAAGCCCAUAAAACUGAAAAUUAAAUUUAAAUCCGAAAACCUAGCACUCGGCCGAGCUCUCUGCCAUUUUCAUUGGGCACUCUUUCAAACUAACCAAAACGAGGCCGCCGGAUUUUGGUUUCAGCAGCUUGUAUUUAGAAGGAUGGUGAGGGUCAGCGUUUUGAAUGAUGCACUGAAGAGCAUGUACAAUGCAGAAAAGAGGGGCAAACGGCAGGUCAUGAUCAGGCCAUCCUCAAAAGUGAUCAUCAAGUUCCUUUUGGUCAUGCAGAAGCACGGUUACAUUGGAGAGUUUGAGUACGUUGAUGAUCACAGAUCUGGUAAAAUUGUAGUUGAACUGAACGGAAGGCUGAACAAGUGUGGGGUGAUCAGUCCUCGCUUCGACGUAGGAGUGAAGGAGAUUGAGGGUUGGACUGCCAGGCUGCUUCCAUCAAGACAGUUUGGGUACAUAGUGCUGACAACAUCAGCUGGAAUAAUGGACCAUGAAGAAGCCAGAAGAAAGAAUGUAGGUGGAAAAGUACUUGGGUUCUUCUAUUGAGGGGAUUUCUUUAGAAUUAAAACUUUACGAAUUAUGUUUUUUUCCUUUAAACCUCUCAGUUAGCAAUGCCUAUUUUCUAAAUUUUGGUACUGAUCCUAUAUGUAUUUUGCUUAUGACGUUUGGAGAUUUUGAAUUGCUGAGUAUUCAUCCCAA